AAGUACUAAUUUUUUUCCUUUUUACUUUUCCCGUACCUUGUUCUGUUCUGAGCAGACCAUCUUCUUGUUAAGCAAGAAAGAUACGGUGAUGAAAUACGGUCGUGGAUCACACGCACCCAACAGAGGUUCCAAAUUCGCUUCCCUGUUAUCAACUUCGUAGCUCACUUUCCUAUUCUCGAGAGAUGGUGGUGCUUCCCGUGGUGAAGCUGGCAACACUCGCCCUCAAGACCGCGUGUAAACCAAUCGCCAGCAGGCUCAAGAAGGAGGCCGGUUACCACCCUAAGUUCCGCAGCUUCAUAAUCGCCAUUGCCCAGGCCAAUCACAGAUUGACGACGAGAGUGCAGAGAAGAAUCUACGGUCGUGCCACCGAUGUUGCAAUCCGUCCUUUGAACGAGGAGAAGGCUGUGCAAGCUGCUGCGGAUUUGCUUGGAGAACUCUUUGUGUUCUCGGUUGCUGGAGCUGCUGUCAUUUUUGAGGUGCAAAGAAGUUCAAGAUCAGAAGCAAGAAAGGAAGAAAUACGUAGACAGGAAAUACAGGCAAUACAGACGAGGAAUGAAGAGUUGGCUAGAGAAAUGGAACUUCUUGCACACAAACUUGAAAAGCUGGAACAACUUUCUAGAGGCCGAGGAUUAUUUGGCACUCUUAACUUCGGACCCACUCAUGUCUCCGAAAAUACAAAAUCCAAUUGAUUGCUGCAAUUAAGCAUUGACCACAGAUUUUGUUAAACAAACCAUUGCUCUUGGUUUGGAAAGGAAACAUAACUGAUAAAA
Messenger RNA from Vigna umbellata (rice bean), 770 nucleotides. RefSeq lists its product as uncharacterized. Gene Ontology annotation, biological process: regulation of lipid metabolic process. Gene Ontology annotation, cellular component: mitochondrion. NCBI's taxonomy places the organism in Eukaryota, Viridiplantae, Streptophyta, Magnoliopsida, Fabales, Fabaceae. The record is from RefSeq and is a predicted model, not a curated record.